Talaromyces rugulosus is the source of this 1374-nucleotide messenger RNA. RefSeq lists its product as uncharacterized. Lineage: Eukaryota; Fungi; Ascomycota; Eurotiomycetes; Eurotiales; Trichocomaceae. The transcript has a single exon. Bases 1 to 1374 code for a protein of 457 amino acids. The record is from RefSeq and is a predicted model, not a curated record.
AUGGCUGGCGCAUCUAGCACCGAUAAACCAAGCACUCAAAAUACCGAUGCGCGCGAUAAGCCACCAACCGAUACAGCGCGUACGGAGACCGAAGAACAAAAUCCGUUUAUCGCUUUUCGCCGCUAUGCCGAUGAGCAGAUAUCCUCCAUGCUGCAGUCGGUGAUGGGCAUUCCGUCAAUGAUGGCUCCUCCGCAUUCCAAUAAAUGGCCACAGUUUGACGAAGAGAUUCAGCAGCGACUCCGGAGAAACGAACCCGCUGAGCCCAAUGGCGACGAAGAUCGAUCGACUGAUCGGUGGAACCGCGGACAUUGGGGAUCUGGCCAUGAUGGAGAUUUCUUUGGUUCAUGGGGGUUUCCUCGUCAUUCACUAAACUCUUUUGAAUCCUUUUUUGACGAGCGAUCUCCUUUUGGAUUUGGCGGGUUCUUUUCUCCCGAUAGCGCCUUCUUUGGGGGAGACUCGCAAACUUGGCCUAUUUCAUAUCUCUUAUUGAGCCCUUAUUCCCCUCUCCAUCUUGAGCGAUCACAAGGCAGAAACCGGCAUCAGCAAGGAAUGCUAUCGUCUUUUUUCUCACCAUACGAGGCUGUGGAACUGGAUCCUUCCGAGCCACGAUGGCGAGAUGCCUUUGAGGACCUUCUAAGAGUCGAAAACGGACUGGCCUUACUGGACCAGAGCAAUGGCUCUGAUCGCAGCAGACAACCACCAAAUGAGUGGCUGCGAGGAUUAGUCCAGAGGGGCAGCAUUGGCAGCAACUGGAGAUUGACAGGGCCAGAUGACCAUCGAUAUGGUCUCGCUCUGGAGAGACCUCAACAGUAUAAUGAUAUUAACGGAAACCCACGAAUAGAACGGCAACCAGACACCGAAAAAGAAAAUAUAAUCGAGAAAAUCGAGCCCGAGACAGAACUCGAUCUAUACGACCGUUUUCUAAACGAUAUUGCCAGCUCCCAUGAAAAAUACUCACGAGCCUUUGCGGACAGCCCUCUGAUGCGUCUUCUAGAAGAAGAACGCAAGCGGCAUUUGGAACAACAGGAGGACCAAAGAGAACCUCACACGGAGAAGACAGAAAGCAAAGAUUGGCUCGAAUAUACUGCGAACGGGAACCGGGAAUUGCUGGAUUCUCAGUAUACAAAUGAUCAAUCGUCUGGUGAACCGAAUGUUGUUUCCACGAUGACAAGGACUGUUCGACGCACCCAGCCUGAUGGUUCUAUUUCCACAAAAACAAUCAAAACCAGACGCUUCGCAGAUGGUAGCGAGGAGAGCAAUGAAUCCGUGGAAGUUAUCCCCCCACCAACCCAAAAGAACGAAAAUCAGCAAGGCUCUUCUAAUGAAGAGAAAGGCGACAACAACUCUUCGGGCGGAUGGUUUUGGACUCGCUAA